Messenger RNA from Trypanosoma theileri, 1215 nucleotides. Its product is annotated as putative eukaryotic initiation factor 4a. Gene Ontology annotation, biological process: cytoplasmic translational initiation. The coding region runs from base 1 to 1215 and encodes 404 amino acids. Lineage: Eukaryota; Euglenozoa; Kinetoplastea; Trypanosomatida; Trypanosomatidae. The record is from RefSeq and is a predicted model, not a curated record. Gene Ontology annotation, cellular component: cytoplasmic stress granule. The transcript has a single exon. Gene Ontology annotation, molecular function: ATP binding; translation initiation factor activity; RNA helicase activity.
AUGGCCCAGCAAGGCAAAGUCGAGCCGCAGGACCAGGACUCCUUUCUGGAUGACCAGCCUGGAAUCCGCCCCAUCCCGUCCUUCGAUGACAUGCCGCUGCACCAGAACCUUCUCCGUGGUAUCUACUCGCACGGUUUUGAGAAACCCAGCAGCAUUCAGCAGCGCGCCAUUGUUCCAUUCACCCGCGGUGGUGACAUCAUUGCCCAAGCGCAGUCCGGUACGGGAAAGACAGGUGCCUUCUCCAUUGGUCUUUUGCAACGCCUUGACUUCCGCCACAACUUCCUUCAGGGGCUUGUGCUGUCACCCACACGAGAACUUGCGCUGCAAACGGCGGAGGUCAUUACUCGUAUCGGUGAAUUCCUUGCUGAGGGAAACAGAUCGUUUUGCGCAACUUUUGUUGGUGGCACGCGUGUGCAGGAGGAUUACCGCAAACUCCAAGCUGGCAGCAUUGUGGCCGUUGGUACGCCCGGUCGUGUAGUCGACGUGACAAAGCGAGGUGCUAUGCGAACAGAGCAGUUACGUGUUCUUGUGCUUGAUGAGGCCGAUGAGAUGCUCUCUCAGGGUUUUGCAGAGCAGAUUUAUGAGGUGUUCCGCUACUUACCUAAGGAAAUUCAAGUUGCUCUCUUUUCUGCCACCAUGCCAGAUGAUGUUUUGGAGCUGACGAAGAAGUUUAUGCGUGAUCCCACACGUAUUCUCGUGAAGCGCGAGAGCCUUACCCUUGAGGGUAUCAAGCAAUUUUUCAUCGCCGUGGAGGAGGAACACAAGCUCGAUACACUUAUGGAUCUCUACGAGACAGUAAGCAUUGCGCAGAGUGUUAUCUUUGCUAAUACCCGUCGCAAGGUUGACUGGCUUGCCACACAACUUAACAGCAGCAACCACACUGUCAGCUACAUGCACUCUGAGAUGCCGAAACAGGAACGUGAGAAGGUCAUGAGCACCUUCCGCAACGGGAGUUCCCGCGUGUUAGUCACCACCGACCUCGUGGCUCGCGGUAUUGAUGUACACCAUGUGAACAUUGUGAUCAACUUUGACUUGCCUACGAACAAGGAGAACUACCUCCACCGUAUUGGACGUGGUGGUCGUUACGGACGUAAGGGUGUGGCCAUCAACUUUGUCACGCAGAAGGACGUGGAGGUUCUGCGCGAGAUUGAGUCCCACUACCACACACAGAUUGACGAGCUGCCGGUGGACUUCGCCGCAUACCUCGGCGAGUAA